UUCGGAGCGUUCGGUUGUCAGGUUUCGCGUUGUUCCCGUCGUUCUCUUUCCUCGAUUUCAGCUCUUCGCUCUUCUCGCACACACACACACACACACGCAGGCACCAUACUGAAAAAGGAGAGGGUGAAGAAGCGAGAGGAGGCGACUUUCGGUCGAAUUUCUAGCAUUUGUUAUUGUUGCUGGAGCUGUAGCUGUGCCGUGGCCCAGCUGUAUGUACCCAGUGUGCGUCAGUGUGUGUGUGUUUUUUCUGGAAGUUCAUAGCGAAUUCCCAUUUCCGUCUGCGGCGCACGUCAGCCAUUUCGAAGAAAAGCUGUUAGAACCCAUUCGGAGGUACUGAAAUCCAAGAGAAUCCAGCGAAACCCAGCGGAGCUAGCCACAUCCAACGACUGCUAAUCAUGGCCGAAAACUGCCCAAAGUGCAAGAAAUCGAUCGUCGCCAAGGAGGCAGCCACCACGAGCAUCGCUUGCAGCGGCGAGGAGUGCCGCCGGCGCUUCCACCGCACGUGCGUCAACAUCGAUGACGCGGUGUUCGAAGCCAUCCAGAAAAACUCGAUGGUCUCGUUCCACUGCGACGAGUGCAAAAAUCAAUCGCCUCGCGCCUUCGCCACCAAACUGCAGACCAUCGAGGAGAAGGUGAACAAGGUGUGCAACGGCGUCAACCAGAUCCAGGGCAGGAUGUACCAGCAGUACUUCCAGUUCGGCAACCAGCCGCUGCAAGCUCUGGGUGCCGGUUCUGGUGGCAUGGGUUCCGGCCUUGGGCCUGGUGGCCCCGGGAGCGGUCUCGACGGCAAGAAGCAUCCGCAGCAGAACAACCUUAUUGUCGUUGGCAACAACUGCAACUCGGAUCGGCUGCAGGUUGUCUGCGACUAUGGCCGCUGGGUGCAGGUGGGCAAAUUCGCUACCAAUACCAGCGAGGAGGAUGUGAUCGACCACCUGGCCGAGGAGCUGAAGAUUAACAAGAACCUGGUCAAGUGCACCAAGCUGGUGAAGAACGACGCCAACCUGUCGCAGCUGUCGUACUGCAAGUUCAAGAUCUCCAUUCCGGACUACCGCUUUAAUGAGCUGUUCAAUGAGGCGAUCUGGCCCAGCGGCGUCAUGGUCAGCCCCUUCACGCCGCGCUCGCAACUUAAUCAGAACCGCCUCUAGAGGGACGGGCCCGGCGGCCGGGAGAGCGGUGACCGGGCCAGGUUGAAGCAGUAGGGAGGAGCUGGACCAGGGAACGGGAGCAGAGAGGAAAAGAAGAGCGCAUGCGCGGGAGGGAGGGUGGACGGGGAAGGAACUGCAUCGCAGCCUGACAAGUCGUCCGAGGGUUGCUAGCCACCACUGCAGUCGGCAACAAUAAAGGAGAGGCACCGACACCCAAUACACCGCCAAUAUAGCCAGCUUUUCGUUCUCGCUGGAGGAGCAGGAGCCGGAGCACGAGCAGGACUGGGCGGCCGCUUCGUAGGCAACCAUUUUCUGCUAAUUUUUGACACUCGAAAACAAUGUCUAGAUCUUUAAAAGCUUACAGAACCUAUCUAAUGGAAAAGCAAACAGCGUAUUUAUUGAAUUAACUUUGAAAAUGCAUUUUAAAAUGUUUUAGCGUUGCGUAAAUAACAAAUCGAAUCGAAUCAAGUCGAUGUGUAAUGAAAUCGAUAAGGAAAACCAAAAGUAUUUUAAUGCAAAAACUCACAAGUAAAAUAGAUGUGAAGCAAACAAAAUAUUAGUCAUUUAUGCAUAACUGUCGUACUUAAAUUAAAGUAAACCAAAACAAACAAAAACUAUGAUCAAAUCCAAGCUAAGCGUAUUUAAAACCACACACCGCGAACGAUGAUUAUUCCGACUAUUCCCCAUUUGAUUUUUCCAAACACACACUUCCGGGACCCGAUUCCUCGGGCUCAGAGAUCGUUAUACUUUCCCCGAAACGAAAUCUAUAGAAGUUUAAUUACCACGUGUGUGCGAUAUCUUUAGCACAUUAAGUACUUAAUCGUAACCAAUAUCAAAAGUAUAUUCAAGAAGACGACGGCGGCUUAUAUUGUAUUCGUAUAUGUAUGUAGUUUGAGGCAUUUUCAAAGCUUGUUCCUGUUCCCAAAAAGUUUGGACAUUUUGCGAACCACUGCACAGGGCAGGACAGGACACUGGACACUGGCCAGCAGCAAACCCAUUCAAAUUCAAACCGGAAUAUAUGUAUUUGCGUUUCCAAAGAGCGUGUAUUCAGACCGAGGGGAGCACGAUGUCUCCUCCAUUGCAGUUACCACAUCACACGUUCAACGCGACGCGGACUCUCCGCUGUCGAAACGAAGCUGGGCAAAUCUGUUGCAAUAAUAACUCAAUUAUCGAGUAUAAUGGAUGUACAUUUCGUAACUGAUAUAUUUUUUUACGCGACCCGUGUCGCUCCACACCAAUCCGACAGCAAUAUUUUCCGUGGGCUCCACGCCAAGCGAUCCAAACAGAACCGUAGAUAUUUACGCAAGAGUCAACAGACGAAAUGUAAAAGACACAUAUAUUAUAUAUUUAGUAUACAACAAUAUGCAUGCAUGUAUUUAUGUCAACUUUUUCAAUAAAU
Messenger RNA from Drosophila serrata, 2544 nucleotides. RefSeq lists its product as uncharacterized. The record is from RefSeq and is a predicted model, not a curated record. NCBI's taxonomy places the organism in Eukaryota, Metazoa, Arthropoda, Insecta, Diptera, Drosophilidae.